Messenger RNA from Dovyalis caffra, 1146 nucleotides. Lineage: Eukaryota; Viridiplantae; Streptophyta; Magnoliopsida; Malpighiales; Salicaceae. The record is from the annotation of a GenBank genome assembly.
AUGGGAGGGGUAACAUCAUCAAUGGCAGCAAAAUUUGCUUUCUUUCCUCCAAACCCACCAUCGUACAAGCUAAUAACCGAUGAAUUAACUGGUCUAUUGUUACUCAGCCCAUUUCCUCACCGUGAAAAUGUUGAAAUCUUGAAAUUGUCGACGAGGAAAGGUACAGAUAUAGUGGCUAUCUAUAUAAGGCAUCCUUUGGCUACUUCUACUUUGCUUUACUCCCAUGGAAAUGCUGCCGAUCUGGGUCAGAUGUAUGAGCUCUUCAUUGAGUUGAGCAUCCACUUGAGGGUCAAUCUCAUGGGGUAUGACUAUUCUGGGUAUGGGCAAUCGUCCGGAAAGCCAAGUGAGCAGAAUACAUAUGCAGAUAUUGAAGCUGCAUAUAAGUGUCUAGAAGAAAGCUAUGGUACUAAGCAGGAAGACAUAAUCCUUUAUGGGCAGUCUGUUGGAAGUGGCCCCACAUUGGAUCUUGCUGCUCGACUUCCUCAGUUACGGGCUGUUGUUCUGCAUAGUCCCAUACUCUCAGGGUUAAGAGUCAUGUAUCCUGUUAAGCGUACAUACUGGUUUGACAUUUAUAAGAAUAUUGACAAAAUUCCACUAGUUAAUUGUCCUGUUCUUAUCAUGCAUGGAACUUCAGAUGAAGUUGUCGAUUGCUCCCAUGGUAAGCAAUUGUGGGAAUUGUGUAAAGAAAAGUACGAACCACUUUGGCUUAAAGGAGGGAACCAUUGUGAUUUAGAGCACUAUCCAGAGUAUAUCAGGCAUCUGAAGAAGUUCAUAUCAACUGUUGAGAAAUCUCCUUCUCAAAGAUACAGUUCUAGGAGAAGUACAGACCAGUUCGAGCAGUCUCGGAAGAGUACUGAUGUAUUUGAGGUUUCCAGGAAAAGUACAGAUCGAAGAGAGAAACCAAGACAUAGUACCGACAGGCUCGAGAAACCAAAAACUCAAUCUAAUCAUGCCGACAAGCUAGAAAAACUUAAAAAUCUGUCAAAUAAUGCUGAUAAGCUAGAAAAGUUAAGGAUCUCCUUUGAUCAAAUGGAAAGAUCUCGGAGGAGUGUUGACUGCCAUGAAAAAUCCCGGAAAAGCAUUGACCACCAAUUGGAAAGAGCACGGAAAAGUGUUGACAGGUUGGAAAGAAUACGGACUGGUUGA